AUGAAGCUGCUUGGUGCACUUGUCGCUCUCGCGGCAGCCACUGCAGUCGCUGCACCGGCACAGCGGGUCAAGGGCCGCAAUCUUGUAGCCGACGACGCCCCCCAUGAGGACGAUGGCAACUUCAUUAGUGCUGUGAUGCGAGCUCACUGGUACUGGCGGAGGCUGCAUUGUGCCCAGGAUCUCGUCUGGGACAGCGAGCUUGCAAAGGCGGCACGUGCCGACAUUGAGGAGUGCACCCAUGACCCUGAGCACAAACGGCCGGGCAGCAACCUCUCGUCUGUGAGCCCGGCGCCGGAUGACUACGAUGGCUGGAUCGAGUUUGCGCGGACUGCUACGCACGGCUGGCACGAGGAAGAGACCAAGUACCCCUACGACAACCCGCACUUUGACGCAGCCUGGGGCCAUUUUACGCAGAUGGUGUGGCGCAACACGACGCGCAUUGGCUGUGCCCUCGGCCACUGUGACAGCACGGUCAACUGGCCGGGUCGCUUCUACUGCUACUACUCAUUCUUUGGCAAUAACAUUGCGGCUGGCCAGUUUGAGGCGCAGGUCUGGGCGCCCGUCUGCCACGACCCGGCGGCUGGCGAGGUGGUGGCACGUCAGGAUGUCAAGUUCGACUGGUCUGGCGCGUGAAAGGCUGCUUGACGGCCGUGGCACGAGGACGGGCGUAGCGCCUGUGUACGCCCAUGGCCAAAGCAGGGCGAGUGCAAAGGAUGCUUUUUCUGGAUGACAUGUCGGACGGCUUCACAGGGGCCGGGCCCUGCAUUCGGCGGCCGUCUUGGG
Molecule: messenger RNA, 783 nt
Organism: Exserohilum turcica Et28A
Lineage: Eukaryota; Fungi; Ascomycota; Dothideomycetes; Pleosporales; Pleosporaceae
Exons: 3
Coding region: 1-633 (210 amino acids)
Cellular component (GO): extracellular region
Source: RefSeq, a predicted model, not a curated record